This is a messenger RNA of Hevea brasiliensis (rubber tree), 2256 nucleotides long. RefSeq lists its product as uncharacterized. Lineage: Eukaryota; Viridiplantae; Streptophyta; Magnoliopsida; Malpighiales; Euphorbiaceae. The transcript is spliced from 7 exons. The coding region runs from base 749 to 1945 and encodes 398 amino acids. The record is from RefSeq and is a predicted model, not a curated record.
UUAAAAGAAAAUUAUAGAUUAGUCCUCCUGAAAGAAAAACUUCUGCAGUUUCAUCCCUUCAAGUUUAUCAUAUCCCUUCAUUUGUCCUCCACCAGAGAAGACCUCCUCAGGCCACCUAUAUUCCCGUCGAGUCCUCCAUUUUUUUUUUCAAGCUAUAAGCUCCCACAAAGGUAGGGACUUUUUUCUUUAUCAUCCAUUUGUUCCAAUAUCUUCUCUUCUUCUACUCUCUCUCUCUCUCUUGCUCUCUCUCUGAGUAUAUGGAUUACCAAGAAGAUCUCUCUUUUCUGGGUUUUGCUCUUCAUUUUGUUUUUUGUACGUUUAAGUAAAAUUUUUCGUUUUCUGAGUCUCCCUUGUUGUCUCAUUUCUUUUUCAUGAGCCCACCUGAAAAGGUAAAAGCUUUAUUGGUAUUAUUAAUUUUUCAUUCUAACUGCUAGUUGCUUGUUAAUUGGAUUUCUAAAGCUUUUAUGAAUGGCUUAAUAGGGUCUUUCAUAGGCAUUUUCAUAUGUAAUAUAUUUCUCUUUUUUGUGAUAAUUUUUGUUUGGGAGUCUUCUUUUAUCAAAUACUUAUAUACCCAUUUGAGGCUAACUCAAUUCCAAGCUGUUAAGAAUUCAAAGCUUGACCAUUUCACAUGUUUCCAAGCCUGUGGCCUUUUCUUAUUUGACAAAAAGCCUUUCUUUUUGUUUCCCAUUUCUCUCUAUAGCUUCCUCUCUUGAUCUAUCACAAGGGACCAUAAGCAGAAAUCCUAGAUAUGUACAAAACACAUACCAAAAGAGAGGUUUCCUUAGAAUUCCAGUCUCAAAUCCCAGUCUUGAGGCCAAGCAUCCAUUCAAGAAGGGCAAAUUUAACAGUCAAAUUCCAAGACCUUUACGGAUUCACUGUAGAAGGCAAUGUGGAUGAUGUUAAUGUAUUGAAUGAGGUAAGAGAGAAGGUGAGACAACAAGGGAGGGUUUGGUGGGCAUUAGAGGCUAGCAAAGGUGCUAAUUGGUAUUUGCAGCCUCAGGUUACUUCAAUAGCUGAAGGGAUUGCGUUGAAAUCCUCUCUUAAAUUGUCUACUUUAGCUAAUGCAAUCACUUUGAAGAGGCUUAUAAGGAAGGGGAUACCCGCUGUGCUUAGGCCUAAGGUUUGGUUUUCGCUCUCUGGAGCUGCAAAGAAGAAGUCUACGGUGCCUGACAGCUAUUAUAAUGAUUUGACCAAGGCUGUUGAAGGGAAGGUUACACCAGCUACAAGGCAGAUUGAUCAUGAUCUGCCACGAACCUUUCCUGGUCACCCAUGGUUGGACACUCCAGAGGGUCAUGCUGCUCUCCGACGUGUUCUUGUUGGGUAUUCUUUCCGUGAUUCCGAUGUUGGCUAUUGCCAGGGGUUAAAUUAUGUUGCAGCACUGCUGUUGCUUGUGUUGAAAACAGAGGAAGAUGCUUUUUGGAUGCUUGCUGUUCUCCUGGAAAAUGUAUUAGUUAAUGAUUGCUACACAAAUAACUUGUCAGGAUGCCACGUGGAACAAAGGGUUUUCAAAGAUUUGCUUGUUAAAAAGUGCCCAAGGAUAGCUGCUCAUUUGGAAGAACUGGAGUUCGAUGUUUCCCUGGUUGCCACUGAGUGGUUCUUAUGCCUAUUCUCAAAGAGCUUGCCUUCAGAGACAACUCUGCGAGUGUGGGAUGUCCUUUUCUUUGAGGGGGCAAAGGUUCUGUUUCAUGUAGCUUUGGCUAUAUUUAAGAUGAAGGAAGAAGAGCUGCUUCUGACUCAUCAUGUCGGUGAUGUAAUUAAUGUAUUACAGAAAACCACCCAUCACCUCUUUGAUCCAGAUGAAUUAUUAACGGUGGCAUUUGAUAAAAUAGGUUCAAUGACAACCAACACUAUAUCAAAGCAAAGGAAAAAGCAAGAACCGGCAGUAAUGGCAGAGCUGGAUGAAAGAUUGAGAAGAUUAAACUCGUUGAAAAUGGAUGAAAAAUAGCAGUUACCAUCACAGUUUGAUCAAAGUUGUUACAUUUAAGACAUUCCAAAGAAGGGGCUUGUUAUUUCCAUGGAAGUGAGAAUGUUUAAUUUUAUGGAGUUCCAUCUGUGAAGAGGGGAGGACCCGGUAAAGGGUGUCUGCUGAUUUCAAUGAUGUAUUAGGUGGUUGAGUGUAAAUCACGGAUUGUUGGAACAUAUGGGAUUAAAUCAAAGAUGCAAGUCAGGGCAUCGCUGGCUUGUAAUUUUGUUUCUGAUGUGAGAUGAUGAUCAUCUCCAGAAUUUUUAUUUCACUAAUCAAAACGUGUUCUCAUA